This is a messenger RNA of Prosopis cineraria, 2298 nucleotides long. RefSeq names its product probable LRR receptor-like serine/threonine-protein kinase At5g63710. NCBI's taxonomy places the organism in Eukaryota, Viridiplantae, Streptophyta, Magnoliopsida, Fabales, Fabaceae. Bases 107 to 1987 code for a protein of 626 amino acids. Gene Ontology annotation, molecular function: protein binding; ATP binding; protein kinase activity. The record is from RefSeq and is a predicted model, not a curated record. The transcript is spliced from 11 exons. Gene Ontology annotation, biological process: protein phosphorylation.
GUCACUCACUUUAGUUGGUCUUGACUGUUUCCUUCUUGACAAUAAUAAAUGUCUCCUCCUUCGCCUCCUUCUCUCCCAUCAAUGUUCAUGCUCCAGUAAGUCCCCCAUGUCUCCAGCCAGUGAAUAUUCCUCCCAGAUCAAAGAGGCUUAUAUUCCUCUAAAACGAAUGACCAGGUGGCUAGUAUUCUUGGCCAUCUUAGGACUCAGCUGUGCAACCACUGGUCCUGAUGUGGAAGGUGAAGCUUUGUUAGAUUUUUUGAGGGUUCUCAAUGAUUCCAACCAUCAAAUGACAGAUUGGAAUAGUUUUCUUGUGAGCCCUUGCUUUAGUUGGUCUCAUGUAACAUGUAGAGACGGACAUGUCAUAUCUCUGAGCUUGGGUUCAAAAGGCUUUACUGGAACGCUGUCUCCUUCAAUUACCAAAUUGAAAUACUUGAUUACCUUGGAAUUGCAGAACAAUAGCCUUUCAGGUUCCUUACCUGAUUACAUUGCCAGCUUCACACACCUGCAAUAUCUAAAUCUUGCUGACAAUAAUUUCAAUGGUUCUAUACCGUCGACAUGGGGUCAACUUUCCUCUCUGAGGACUCUGGUAUUGAGAGGGAAUGACUUGUCUGGACGCAUACCGGAUUCUGUUGAAAAUCUUAGUGGGUUAUCAGAAUUGGAUCUUUCUUUUAAUAAUUUAACUGGAUCCAUCCCAAAGCACCUCUUUUCAAUUCCAAUCUUCAGCUUUUCAGAUACGGACCUUCAUUGUGGCUCUAGUUUGGAGCAGCCUUGUGUUUCUAAUUCAGCUAUUUCAGCCUCAACUAACAAAUCAAAAGUAGCUGUGGCUUUAAGUUUGGCAAGUUGUGGCGCAUUUGGAAUUCUGUGUUUAGGGGCCAUCUUUUCAUAUGUAUGCCAUUACAUUCAAAGACACAAAAAUGAUGUUUUCGUUGAUGUCUCAGGUGAAGAUGAGAGCAAGAUUUCAUUUGGGCAACUGAGAAGAUUUUCUCUGCGAGAACUUCAUCUAGCAACAACAAAUUUCAGUGAAAGCAACGUGAUUGGCCAAGGAGGCUUUGGAAAAGUGUACAAAGGAGUACUCUCAGAUAAUACAAGGAUUGCAGUGAAACGCCUGGCUGAUUAUCAUAAUCCUGGCGGAGAGGCUGCAUUCCAAAGAGAAGUUCAACUUAUAAGCGUUGCAGUUCAUAGAAAUCUCCUGCGUUUGAUGGGGUUCUGCACAACUUCAACAGAAAGAAUCCUUGUAUAUCCUUUCAUGGAAAAUCUAAGUGUUGCAUAUCGUUUGAGAGAUUUGAAACCUAAAGAGAAAGGUCUGGACUGGCCAACGAGGAAACGUAUUGCAUUUGGUACAGCGCAUGGAUUAGAGUAUUUGCACGAGCAAUGUAAUCCUAAGAUCAUACACCGUGAUUUAAAGGCUGCAAACAUCCUACUAGACGAUGAAUUUGAAGCAGUUCUGGGAGAUUUUGGGCUAGCAAAGCUAGUUGAUACAAGACUGACUAGUGUUACCACUCAAGUAAGGGGUACAAUGGGACAUAUAGCCCCAGAAUACCUGUCCACAGGAAAAUCAUCAGGGAAAACAGACGUCUUUGGAUAUGGCAUAACACUUCUUGAAAUCGUGACAGGUCAGCGAGCAAUUGACUUCUCACGACUGGAAGAGGAGGAGGAUGUUCUUCUGCUAGAUCAUAUUAAGAAGCUGCUGAGAGAGAAGAGGAUAAGGGACAUAGUGGACAAGAAUUUGGAGAGUUAUGAUGCAAAAGAAGUAGAGAGGAGUAUUCAAGUGGCAUUGCUUUGCACGCAAGGCUCACCUGAGGAUCGACCAAGCAUGUCAGAGGUGGUGAACUUGCUGAAUGGAGAAGGUUUGGCAGAGCGAUGGGCUGAGUGGGAGCAAAUGGAAGAGAUGAACAGUAGAGAAAUGUCACUAUUAGCUCACCAAUUUGCUUGGGCUGUUGAAUCCACGCAUGAUCAAGAGUCAAUUCAGCUUUCCUGGGCAAGAUAAAAAUAGAUAAGGCUUGCAGGACUGUUUUGAAAGACAAGUGCUUCUAACUCAAGCACGUGCGCAUGUACCUUAUAAAUAGGGUGUGAUAGACAGUGUUCGAUAUCCAAUGAACCACAAAAAUAGAAGGGGGGGGAUUUUUCCGUAUCAAGCCUCUAUUUUUGGCAUAGAUGAGCCGUUGUAGAAUAUUAGAGGCAAAGCCAAGUUUCUAGUGACGACACUCUUUGUGGACGUGCCUUAUGUGGACUUUGCAUGAGAGAUAAUAUUGCUAGUCUUCGCUUGAAGAAUGGAUAAAAUCUUUCUAUUUUAAUCUG